AUGGCCAGGUGGGAUUACGAAGAUGCCAUACUUUGCAGAUACUUCCCUUCAAGUCUGAAAGGAUCCGCGUUGUCUUGGUUCGUCAACCUAACACCAGAUUUUAUCGAUUCAUAUGAUCAGCUUACUGAGAAGUUCCUGGCCACUUACAUGCACAACAAGGUCGUCAACACGGGAAUGUACAAACUCUUCUCACUUGAAAUCAAAUACAAGGAGACCAUCAGGGAAUACACUGAUAGGUGGCACAGGAUAUGUCAAGCCAUAGGGAAUGUGGAUCCAGUAGUAACUAUCAACUGCUACAAGUGGGGGCUGGACAGGAUGAGCCCCUUGUUUGUUGAUAUCCAGGAGCAGGAAAGCGGUUCCAAAAGAGGCAACUUAGAUGAACGACCCAACAAAUACAGAAGGGAACGAAGAGAUGACCGCAGAAAGGAUGAUCGAAAGUUCGAAGACCAAGUCUACACGAAGCUAAAUGCCAGCUAUUCGCGCAUCUUGAAGGAGAUCAAGGGUCGGGAAAACCUUGAUUGGCCAUGGUCCAAGGGAAAGAAGCCCCCAAGAUCAGAAAAGUCUAGAGAAUACUCUGAAUAUCACUGCUUCAAUGGCCACCAAACAGAGAAAUGCAAAAAUCUCAAAAUAAUGAUUCAAAAGCUAAUUGACGCGGGGGAUCUUAAGAAGUAUGUGCAGAAGGCUGAUGCCGAAGGAAGGGCAAAACGAAUCAAGCAAGUUCAACUACCCGAAGGAAACCGCACACUUAACACCAUCUCAUGUUCUGAGAACACGGGACCAUCUCUAACUGCCCAAAUAGGGAAAAUACUUAGAAAGCAAUUCGAAGACUACUGUGAGUUGUACAAGAUCGAUGGGGAAGAAGUAGACGAACACGAACAUUGGAUAGACACGCCCAUGGUUUUUGAUGAUGAGGAUGUCGAAGAAGAUAUGGAGGAUCUCAACGAUCCUUUAGUCCUCGCAUUACCAGUAGUCGGGUGCAAUAUCAAGAAAAUCCUCAUCGAUGGAGGGAGCUCGGUCAAUGUUCUGUUCUAUAAUACAUUCAAACGAAUGGAACUCAACGACGAACAACUGUUAUCUUCGUAUCAUACUAUCUACGGGUUCAACGUGGCAUCCACGAAGCCACUUGGAGACAUUGUCUUGCAAGUGGACGCAGGGACAAUGAAAGUCGAUACACGAUUUAGUGUGGUAGAUGCACCAUCACCCUACAACGCCAUAAUUGGCUGA
Papaver somniferum (opium poppy) is the source of this 1224-nucleotide messenger RNA. RefSeq lists its product as uncharacterized. The record is from RefSeq and is a predicted model, not a curated record. The transcript has 2 exons. Lineage: Eukaryota; Viridiplantae; Streptophyta; Magnoliopsida; Ranunculales; Papaveraceae. The coding region runs from base 1 to 1224 and encodes 407 amino acids.